AUGUUAUUCACUCGCUACGUCUCUAUUGCUUUCGCUGCUGCUCUUGUUUCUGCUGCUACUGAACCAAAAGCUACUCAAGGUCAAACCACUGCAGUUCCAACUGUUCCAGGUUCAGCUUCAAACUACCCAGAUGAAUCUACAUCAACUGAAACCCCAAAAGCUACUCAAGGUCAAACCACUGAAGAACCAACUGUUCCAGGUUCAGCUUCAAACUAUCCAGAUGAAUCCAAAACAUCUGAAACUCCAAAAGCUACUCAAGGUCAAACAACUGCUGUCCCAACUGUUCCAGGUUCAGCUUCAAACUACCCAGAUCAAACAAAAUCAGUUGGUCCAUCUGGUUAUUUCAACACUUCAAUUGCCACUCAAUCAAACAUUGAAACCACUUUAGUUACCAUCACUUCAUGCCACGAAGAUAAAUGUUCUGAAGUUCCAUCAACUGCUCAAGUUUCAAUUGCUACUACUACCAUUAGCGGUGUUGUUACUCAAUACACUACUUACUGCCCAUUAUCAACAACUGAUUCAUUUGCACCACCAGUUGCUUCUCCAUCAGGUUCAUCUACUGAUUCCUUUGCACCACCAGUUGCUUCACCAACAGCUUCAUCUACUGAUUCAUUUGCUCCUCCAGUUGCUGCUCCAACUUCAGGUGAACAUGUUCAAACCACUUUAGUCACUGUUACUUCAUGUAAAGAUAACAAAUGUACUGAAGUUCCAUCAACUGCUCAAGUCUCAGUUGCUACUUCAACUGUUAAUGGUGUUGAAACUUCAUACACAACUUAUUGUCCAAUCUCUUCAACUGAUUCAGUUGCUCCACCAGUUGCUUCUCCAACUUCAGGUUCAGCUGCUGCUUCUACUCAUGUCACCAAUGGUUCAACUGUUGUUAAACCAUCAGGUUCCACUGCUGCUCCAAAAGGUUCCACUGUUGCUCCAUCUGGUUCAACUCCAGCUUCAUCAGCUGCUCAACAAUCAAAAGCCCCAGGUUCUUCAGUUGCAGGUGUUUCCACUUAUGAAGGUUCUGCUGCUAAAGUUGUUGCUGGUUCAUUCUUUGGUGUCUUACCAUUUUUAUUCAUCUAA
Messenger RNA from Hansenula ciferrii, 1071 nucleotides. Its product is annotated as Immunoglobulin superfamily member. The record is from RefSeq and is a predicted model, not a curated record. Lineage: Eukaryota; Fungi; Ascomycota; Saccharomycetes; Phaffomycetales; Wickerhamomycetaceae. The transcript has a single exon. Bases 1 to 1071 code for a protein of 356 amino acids.